AUGCCUAAAACAGGUAACACGAAAAUGAGGGUGGCAAUUGGUGUUCUUUCGUCGACUACAAUCGUUGUCGGAACUUGUCAGUCAAUUCCAUUUGCGCAGUACGUCCCCUUUUCUCUCAAACUUAUAACAGACUCAAAAACAUACAAAUUUUGGUGCGCCCCAUACCUCCAUUACCAGGUCUUUGUUCUCACACUGGGUUGGCUUUUUAACACUGUACUCGUUAUCGCAGACUUUAUUUUCGUCAUGUUUCCAAGACCUUCGUCAAUUAAAAUGGUUUUGUUUUCAAUGCUCUUUGCAUCAAUUUUGCUCUCAUUUGGGGUCUAUGACAUUAUACAUUGGAAAUCAAUUGACAGUUUUUGCAAAGAAAUAGUGCCAACUUUGCACUACGACAGCGCUGUCAAAAAUAUUAGUUGCAACAGCAAUUUAUAUCUAUCACUUGGAAUACUCGAACUUGUUGUCAGCGCGCUUUGCUUUGUGAAUCACACGGUUCUAGGAAUCUUUUGGCAUUUUUUCAAAAGCAAACCCGUAUUUGAUAUGCUCAACCAAUGA
Messenger RNA from Entamoeba invadens IP1, 549 nucleotides. RefSeq lists its product as hypothetical. The record is from RefSeq and is a predicted model, not a curated record. Bases 1 to 549 code for a protein of 182 amino acids. NCBI's taxonomy places the organism in Eukaryota, Evosea, Mastigamoebida, Endamoebidae. The transcript is spliced from 2 exons.